Messenger RNA from Aspergillus ruber CBS 135680, 1230 nucleotides. Its product is annotated as FMN-binding negative transcriptional regulator. The transcript has a single exon. The coding region runs from base 313 to 1086 and encodes 257 amino acids. The record is from RefSeq and is a predicted model, not a curated record. NCBI's taxonomy places the organism in Eukaryota, Fungi, Ascomycota, Eurotiomycetes, Eurotiales, Aspergillaceae.
GUCUUCAGAGAAGUCAUCGGAUAUGUGGUCGGAAUGAUGUAUCGGACGCAUCGGAGAAGGGUGAGUCGCCUCCAGACCAAAAAUCGGAGUCUCGUCGGCAAUGACGCCCCCGAGAUGGAUUGAGAUAUAUUACAAACACUUGGACACAGUUCCUCUCGGCCCCGCAAAUUGAAAGAUGGAAUUUUUUUCCAUACGGCCAAAAUAUAUUUCAAGAAUUAUAAAUGCACGCGGCUAUCCCUAUGUCUCUCUUCUCCCAGCCGCUCUCUCAAGACACCAAAUUACCCCAGAGAUUUUCUCUCUGACCUGUCCGUGAUGUAUCUCCGAGCCAUUCACGCGGAAUCUCACAUUCCCACCCUCCGCCGAUUUGUGAGAGAUCAUCCCCUCGGGACCCUCACCACGGCUAUCAUGUCCUCCGAAUAUCCAUUCCUUCAAACAAGCCAUAUCCCGUGGGUUAUCGAUGUCAAGGAUGAUUCUAGCAUGACCGAACUCGGCAUUUUGCGAGGACAUAUGGCUCGACAGAACCCUCAGGCUAAAGCCAUGGUGGACUCUGCCACCUUAAAUAUGCCCCCCGGAACGACAGGGGGCGUGCAGCUCAAAGAUGAAGUCCUGGUACUCUUCACUGGGCCUGUGCAUCAUUACGUGACGCCCAAAUUCUAUACGGACACGAAGCCCGCUACGGGCAAAGUCGUUCCGACGUGGAACUACGCUGCGGUGCAAGCGUAUGGGAGAGCAACAGUUUAUUUCGACAGUGGUGUAGCAUCGACAGAGUAUCUGUCUCAUCAAAUCAGCGAUCUCUCCCAGCAUGCGGAAACCGCGGUGAUGGGAUACACUGAAGGAGACAAGAAAGGCCCUUGGAAGGUGUCAGAUGCCCCCGACCGAUAUAUUGCGAUCAUGCAAAAAGCCAUUAUUGGAAUCAAGAUUGACAUCACCCGACUCGGAGGCAAGUUUAAGAUGAGUCAGGAAAUGGGCGAGAAGGACCGGGCGGGAGUCAUUGACGGUUUCGAGAGUCUGGGGACGGAGAUUGGCACAGAGACUGCUCGCAUGGUGGCCCAGCGGCAGGAGAUGAUGAAGGGAGCCAAGUCUUGAAAUUUGGUCAGUGAUUAUUAGAUCGAAACCCCGCGUUUAUAAUAUAGUAUCAAGAACGGCCCCUCAAUAUAGCCUUUUGGUAUCUUUAGAAGUAGGAUUGAUUCCAUAGUUAAAUAGUGUUUGUUAUAAAGUCUUGUUUGCCAC